This is a messenger RNA of Acanthopagrus latus (yellowfin seabream), 2628 nucleotides long. RefSeq names its product cell division cycle associated 7a (gene cdca7a). Gene Ontology annotation, cellular component: nucleus. Gene Ontology annotation, biological process: regulation of DNA-templated transcription. NCBI's taxonomy places the organism in Eukaryota, Metazoa, Chordata, Actinopteri, Spariformes, Sparidae. The coding region runs from base 16 to 1392 and encodes 458 amino acids. The record is from RefSeq and is a predicted model, not a curated record. The transcript has 11 exons.
UUCAGUUGUUUUACAAUGAUCAUAUACACCCACCAGUGCAAAGUUUUAUUUGCUAUGCUUCCAGGACCUUCUUGUGGCGCGGGAAAUGAACGAGUGUGGGCUCGUGCAGCCACAGCGUCAGCUUUGUUCACUGCUGAACUGCUGCACGGUGUGUUCACGUCUCUCUGUUUGUCUGGACAGAAAGAAAGAGAAAUGCCGGCCACACGCUCAAAGAAACUGGCAGCCCAGCCUCAAUCUACCAGGAUGAGUUUGAGGAGCUUCCGCAGCUCCCCGCUAGUUCCCAUGGAGACCUCCUCUUCCUCUUCUGAUGACAGCUGUGACAGCUUUGGCUCUGAUGGGGGCUUUGCAAAUACGAGGAGCAGCUUGAGAUUGAGAAGGACGAUGGCAGAGAAACCAAAGGUGUUCGAGGCUACAUCAGAGGAGGAUACAUGCAGCGGGUUUGAGGAGAAUGUGAUCAACAGUCAGAUGAAAGCCAUGAAAGUGGACUCUCCAAGACGAGGCCGCAGGUCCACUGGCUUCAAGGUUGCCAUGACUUUCCCCACCAAGAAGAUGGGCAAGAACAGACCUGCGUCAGAACCUCUAGCUCAAACUAAAGUAGAGGACUCCAACGCUGAGGAAGAGGAGAACUUCAUGGACAAGAGAGCGCUGAACAUCAAGGAGAACAAAGAAAUGCUUGCAAAGCUCAUGGCAGAGCUGAACAAAGUACCUGGACUCUUCCCAAGACAGAGGGCAAGGUCCACAUCCACCACGCCUCGACAGACGACUUGGCGCUCCAUGGGAACUCCAGGAGCUCUUAGAAGAAACCCGGAGCGUUCAUCCCGUCCCCACACACGGUCCCGCACACUGGUGGACGGACCCCCCAGCCCGACUCCAGAGGAUGAACCCGAGGACAAGUUCAGCCUGGUUCGCAAAAGCCGCUACUUUGAGGAAUAUGAUGAGCCACCCCGUCGUCGUUCCUUCAACGGUUCCAAGGCCCUCCCUCAUGUAGUGAGGCCUGUGGAUGAAAUCACAGAGUGCGAACUGGAGAACAUCUGCAACAACGUGCGGGAGAAAGUGUACAACAGCUCCACCGGAUCCACUUGCCACCAGUGCCGCCAGAAAACCACUGACACCAAAACCAACUGCCGUAACCCAGAGUGUGUCGGGGUGAGGGGUCAGUUCUGUGGCCCCUGUCUCCGUAACCGCUACGGAGAGGAGGUCAGAGAUGCCCUGCUGAAUCCGGAGUGGCAGUGUCCGCCAUGCAGAGGCAUCUGUAACUGCAGCUUCUGUCGGGCCCGAGACGGUCGCUGCGCCACAGGAGUGUUGGUUUACCUGGCUAAAUUUCAUGGCUAUGAUAAUGUGCACGCCUACCUGAAAGGCCUGAAAAAGGAGUUGGAAGAAAACUCAGACUGAAAUUUGGAGAACGCUGAUCGAGGACCAGAUUGACAUGUUUUAUGACCGUUUCUACACGCACAAGAAAAGUCCAAAUAUUGUUCUUAGUGUUUAAAGCAUUAUAACACAAUGCCAUUUGUUUGUUUUUGUGAAAGCUCACAUAUUUGUCGAGCAUUGACUGACAUCUAGAGGGAGGCCAGUUCUGUGUUAUUGUUCUCCCAUGUAUUUUCCUGCCUGUUGUCAUGAGCUGAGCCCUUGCAUGCUUUGUAAACUUUGUGAGGACAUUUUUUUUUUCUUAAAUUCUCAACAGCCCCUGUGAUCUUAAAUAUUUUAAGAUGAUUCAUGUACAUAUUCCCCUAACAUGUAAAAAAAUCCCUUUUUUUAUAGCUGAAUCUGCAAAGAAAAAUGUGUGCUUCUUUAGAUGAUUACAUUGUUUUAAAUGUAUAUUUUUCUACACAGUCCAUGUGGAACAUCCUUGUGCCUUUUUUUUCUAGUUGCAAAUGUAUCCUUGUAUUUUUUACAAGUUCUGUCGCAUUUUUAAAUCUGCUGAAAAGUUAAGAUGUUGAAAACUAACCACUAAACAGAAUGUUUGCUUCAGUCGGGGUGUCCUGUAGAGCUGGCCGAAUGAUCUGCAACGCUACUGAGGUGGUGCAGGUGGAAAGGGCAAAGACUGGGGUCCACUGCCUCUCUCUUCUAAACCGAGAGGAGCUGUGUGAUAUACUACAGCGCCUGGUUAAAUAUCCUUCAUUAGAUAACUGUCACUAAUGGUGUGGAAACAAUUAGCACACUCUAAUGGGAAUCUCAUACCUGUAAAUCAUUUUAUCCUGUUAAAGCACAUUCUCGCUCUGCUCCAGUCUCUUUGGCUCAUUUUCUGCCUUACACUGUUAAGUAGGAAUGGUUGAAGGUGCCACUGAAGUGGCUAUAGAGUUAUGGCCUGCAUUUUCUGUUCAGAAGUGUAAUACUCCACACGAAAUGACAUGGAAUUAACCUUUGUGUCGUUCAUCUUUGAAAUGUACUUCAUUCGACCUGCAGCAGGACACGCUCUGAUUAUAUGAUACUGUUUCAAAAUAAUCAACGGUUGAGAUUUCUUCUUCAAGGUAAUGGCAGGUGGAGGUUAUCUCACUGCUGCUUGUGUUUAUCAGCCGCCGCACUCCUAACAGGAGGAGUAAUCCUGAACUGUUGAUGUCUGUUAUGGUGAUGGUUGCUUUGCACUCAUUGGGUUAACUGUACAUUUUUAUUAAAGUGUUAAUCACUGCA